Messenger RNA from Symbiodinium sp. CCMP2456, 564 nucleotides. NCBI's taxonomy places the organism in Eukaryota, Dinophyceae, Suessiales, Symbiodiniaceae. The record is from the annotation of a GenBank genome assembly.
AUGAUCGGGCUUUUCAAUGUGUCUGGAGGCUACAGCAGCUUGCAUGCUGGCUGCCUCGACAAGUACAAAUCUGAACCCUGGCGCUGCCUCUUCCCGGAGUACUUUGCAGAUCUCAUGGAGACAAGGCUUUUCAUUCUCAACAGCCUAUACGACUCGUCAGAAAUCACCUACAGUCUGGGAUUGGACUGCUGCCCAGGGGACUGCCCUUACUGGAAGCGUGCCUGCACGCCGUCGGAAAUGCAGCUCUACGAGAAGUUGCGCCUAGGGCACCUGGAAGCAUGGAAGGAUGUUGUGCGGCGGCCGGGCAAUGGCGUGUGGGCCAUUGCUUGCAUCGACCACACUUUGGGCUGGGGACGCUGGACAGAUACAGACUGGGAGGUCCCGGGCUCCAGUGGUCACACUAUGGCAGCUGCCGUGCAGAGGUGGCUGGACUGGCCUGCAGGGAAUGAUCCGCCUUCGUUGGUCUUUGAGGACCUCGUUUCAUGGCCAGACAACAGGCCCUGCUCGGGUCAACGCCAUCGUUCCCUCGCCACGGCCACGACCACUGCCUCAGCUGCCGCCCAG